Messenger RNA from Cydia strobilella, 1782 nucleotides. RefSeq names its product carbonic anhydrase-like. Gene Ontology annotation, molecular function: carbonate dehydratase activity; zinc ion binding. Bases 169 to 1131 code for a protein of 320 amino acids. Lineage: Eukaryota; Metazoa; Arthropoda; Insecta; Lepidoptera; Tortricidae. The transcript has 8 exons. The record is from RefSeq and is a predicted model, not a curated record.
GCACGGUGCGCGCCGGUUCGCGAUAAAAAAAAUCAAAAAAAUACGCAAAAUGUAUAAAAAGUUGACAACAAACUGUCACCGCUCAGUUGUCGUGGGCCCGUGUGCAUGUGUGCAUUUGAAAUUAUAAAUUCAAAUUAAGAGCUUUCUUAAUUUGGAUUACGUGUGAAAAUGAAGGCGUUUAUUGUUAUCAUUUGCUUUAUAGGUUUAAGUUAUGAAGCUGAAUGGAGUUAUGAAGGCGAGUAUCAAUGGCCCGGAGUGUGCAGCUCUGGCACCCAGCAGUCGCCCAUUGACAUCUCGACGCGGGACGCGGUGGUAGACCGGCACCAAACUCACAUCCGGGGUCCUUUGGUCUUCCGGGGCUAUCAGCAGGUCACGACCACGGCACUCAACAAUGGACAUACCUUAAAAUGGUCUGCAGUUCCCGGAACACCAGCCCCUGUAUUGUCUGGCGGUCCCCUUAGAGGGAAUUACACCUUUCUCCAGUUUCAUCUUCAUUGGCUAUCUGAACACGCUAUCGAUGGUUUCAAGUAUCCCUUGGAGAUCCACAUGGUACAUCUCAAGACUGGGCUAAAGUUAGAGGAAGCUCUGGCGCGCCCUGAUGGAAUCACUGUUGUAGGGAUGCUUUGCGUGUUGAAGAGUGGGGCAGCGGCGGAACAUGCUCUUGCUCAAAUUGUCCCUUCUCUACCUGAACUGACCUACCGUAUGGAUCCUAACAACCAAACCAUGGCUGAAAUCAUCGAUUUGUCCCGCCUCCUGAGCCCGGACCCACAGUCGUUCUACACGUACCACGGCUCUCUGACCACGCCCCAGUGCCAGGAAUCUGUCACCUGGAUUGUAAUGGACAAGCCGCUAGUAAUCUCUGAUAAUCAGUACAAACUCUUCAGCAAGAUUGAUAUCGGCGGGAACACGUUUAACUACCGCAGCCUACACCCCGCUAACCGCAUCGUCUACCGCUCCAUGGCCUCCUGCGCUUCCAUCGCCUCUCCAACCUUCAUUGGUUUUCUUCUGUCCAUCAUCAUGUGCGCCAAGUCCAUCAUGGCGACCACACUGAUCAAAGGCGUCUGUAUCAUUACAAAUAUGAAGAGGAGACUUUUUGGAUUUAGCAUUAAGGAGUGCAGUAAGCUUGGCUGAUUUGAUGUCUUCAACGUCUUUUCGAUUGAUUGAAUAGCUCCUUAGUUAUUAUUCUUGCUUCCUUAUUCACUUCUUUAUUGACCGUCGUUUUUUUGGUCAAGGGAAUGUGUAAUAAUAUGAAGAAGAUAAUGUUAAAAUUAACUACAGACUUACAGAGUACCUACAGUAAGUUCGUGUGAUAUGACUUUAGGUAGACUGUGUGUUUGUUUGAAGUGUGUGGUUCCCUUCUUUAUUGACCGUAGGUAUUCUGGUCAGGACGAUGCGUAUAAAUACGAUUGUGUCGAAGAAGCGUUUUUAUAAUCGAUAGGUAAUUAUAAUGAGUUACUUAUCUAUUGUCGUUGCUUUGUUAUGUCAUGAACUUAGAAAACUUAAUAAAUGUGUAACAUAUAGUUUGUCAAAGGACUGUCUCAUUUCAAACAUAGACAGAGAGAAUCAUACUAACUUUGUCUUACACUAGUACAGCACCCAAAAGAAAGGGAUGAGUAUAAUUUUUUUGUUCUUAUUUACUGACAAUUUGGUUUAACCAACUAUAAACGUUCAUAUACUCAAUACAGUAAUGUUUAAGUAGUAUAAUGUAGACUACUAUGCAGAAAUGUUUAUAAUAAAUGCCUUAUAAUGUCAGCUAAAAACACUUAAAGAACAUAUAAGUAA